Sungouiella intermedia is the source of this 1059-nucleotide messenger RNA. Lineage: Eukaryota; Fungi; Ascomycota; Pichiomycetes; Serinales; Metschnikowiaceae. The record is from the annotation of a GenBank genome assembly.
AUGUCGUUUGCCAUACGAAGAAACACUGCAUCCGUGCGGUCCAUCUGGAAGCCAAUGUAUGGCCAUUCUCAAUACCAAUUUCACCUGGGCCAUAUUCACCAUGGCCAAAUGGAACUUCUCCAGUGCUACUCCACUGCUCCAGUGAGAAAAUCUCUCAAUCUGAACUCGUUGUACGUGAUUUCAAUCCCCAUUACCACUCACAAAUCAUACAUUUAUUGCAAUCAUAAGGUCAGUUUGCUUGAUGCCAGCCAGAGGGAAACGGUGCCACAGAUCGUUCGCGCAGAAAACAAGGUGGUCGGAUUGGCCACCAAGGCUUGGAACAAGCUUCUGGCCUCGGAAUUAUCCAUCAACAAGCUGGUGGUGAAGCUCGUGCGCAAGUUGCUCAACACCAUUCCAUACGAUGAGAGCUUUCUCCGCAGUUUCCCUAGCAAGAAAACCAUGAUCCGUGAAAUCAACCAAGAACACUACUCAGAGCUUCCUCGCACCAUUCUCACCUCGGAGAUCGAAUCGGGAAAUUACUCGUUGGACCAAUUGAAGCCCAUUCCUGUUAUUCAUCCGAGGUUCCAGGACCCCCAGGCCAUUUUGGACCAAUUGCAUGGCGUCAGAGACAAUUUGGGCGCUUUCCACCGUAAGUGGGCCCUCCUCUGUGGUAUUGGCAUUCCGCUUACCUUGCCAUUGGCGUUGGUCCCUGUGGUGCCUAAUGUUCCAUGUUUUUACCUCACCUAUAGGUUCUAUUGCCAUUUGAAGGCACUAAUGGGCGUGCACAACUUGGGCUACUUACUUGAGAGCACCAAGGACGACUCUUCCGUGGAAAGCACUCCUCACCUCUCCUUCAAGGCCCUUGCUGAACUUGAUGUUCCAUACUUAGAAGAUGCUACCUUUGCUAAAGUGAGAGCACAAGACAGUGACGAAAACGAGCAUAUCCUCGUGACGCCGGAAAUUAUCGACCGUAUGGUGGAAACAUUGGACUUACAGCACCUAAAGGAUGAUUUGCACAAGGCAUUGACCCAGGAAACUGCCAGACUUGAACAAGGAUUGGCUAGUGAUCCAGUAGAGUAA